AUGCAGCUGUUUCAGCUAAUAGAUCUGACAGCCCCUUGGGUAUUCCUAUAUAUAAGAGCUGGGAGGCACUGUAAGCCAGGUUGGGGAGUCCGUCCUCCAUCGUGUUCUGAUUCUAAUCGUCACUGUAUACACGCUACGAAACGGCUCCUGUCCAUAAAUCAUUACCAAGAUGGCGCACGGCGGUUUGCGAUACAGUGCAGCCUUCUGCCACUUCAUGAUCUUUGCGUCCUCUGUUAUCGUUACCGGAAUAGUGUCAUACUACCUCAACAAAUACAGAUUCCGAGGGUCUCACAUAGUGUACCAGGAAGUCGUGGUGCAGUAGUGACGAUGCCAAUUUAUCUAAUUGCCAUGAUUUCGCCUCUUUUUAGUAGCUACGAAGGUUACUUCUUGCCUGUCAACUUCAUAUUCUCGUACUUGUGGCUCACGUCAUUCAUCUUCUCCGCCACGGACUGGAGUGGUGUUCUUUGUCGUGAGGCACCCCUGGGCAAGUGUUCGCUGAAGAGAACUGUAGAGUCGUUCAACUUUAUUCUUCUUCUUGGUUUGUAA
Pochonia chlamydosporia 170 is the source of this 546-nucleotide messenger RNA. RefSeq lists its product as hypothetical. Lineage: Eukaryota; Fungi; Ascomycota; Sordariomycetes; Hypocreales; Clavicipitaceae. The transcript has 3 exons. The record is from RefSeq and is a predicted model, not a curated record. The coding region runs from base 1 to 546 and encodes 181 amino acids.